This is a messenger RNA of Alternaria atra, 3567 nucleotides long. RefSeq lists its product as uncharacterized. The record is from RefSeq and is a predicted model, not a curated record. Bases 1 to 3567 code for a protein of 1188 amino acids. NCBI's taxonomy places the organism in Eukaryota, Fungi, Ascomycota, Dothideomycetes, Pleosporales, Pleosporaceae. The transcript has a single exon.
AUGCCAGAACCUGAGCCCGACGUAUAUGCUAUGCUCGAGUCAUCCUUCCAAGCCUCUCCGAAUCUACACCAAUCGAAGCGCCUACCGCUCCGCAGCGACGACUACCGUACCUACUCGAGAGCUGCAGCGCCCCUGAAACGUGACUAUUCAUACACCACACAAGCUACCGAUGACACCGAAUCGACGACCCAAAGCCAGCACAACACGCCGCUACCAUCCCCGGGUCUGUUGAACGGAGCAGACAGCGGCCUCCCGCCUACUCCACCUACAGCUUCUCAGGACGGAACAUCUACACAAAUGCCCGAGCAACCGCCACUUGCUGACAGCAUACGGAACUCUCUCAUAUCACAGAAGUCGUCCCUCAGCACUCCGGUCAAUGCGCGCAGUCCUCCCACGCCAGAUCCCAGUCCACCGCGAACUAACGCUUCCCAUGCUUCCAACGGCACCAAUGCUACCAAUGUGACGCUCGAACGACCGCCGAUUUACACGUAUCCAUCCUCGAGGGCCGACUCUUUUCGCACCGCCAGAGAGGAUCCCUUCUCCUCCGACCGCGAGGACAGCAGAUCAGUGACACCUGCAAACGACAGACUAAGCACUGUUGAGGAAGACCGAGGGCUGGGCCUGGCAUUCGAGCACGACCAGAAUGAUGUCACGCCCACCAACAAACAGGGCCCCUACUUCCCCGCUACUGAACAUGUGGAUUCAACGGUCGGUGCUGAGGAGGACAAGGGAUCCCAGGUGGUCGAGGAUAUCCCAGAUCGGGAGUGGAACACAGACCUCAUGCGGAACGUAACGGUUCGCAGAAAACGCAGAACACUAUCCAAAUCUCCUCGCAAAGUUUCCGCCCCAGAACCCGUCGCACAGCCCGUCGUAGAGCCCAUCGCAGAACCCGCCGUCCCUGCCGUCACCAUCGUCGAAGCCGCCUCCCCAACCCCAAGCAACAGAGCGCGACGCGCUUCCAGUCUGCGCAAACGCGUCGAAGCCAGCCACAAUAGUCCUGUCACGCCGUCCAUCGAAAACUUCGCGCAUUCCAUUGGGUGGCCCUCAGAGGGCGGAGGCAUGUCGGGAGAGAAGCAGCGCGAUCACAGCAACAAGCGACUCUCGACAGCAUCAGUGGCUUCGACAGUAGUAUCAGCCCAUGUUAUCAUUAACCAACCGCGACGAACACAAACGUUGCGACAUUCGGGACGGAACAUGGCCUACCGAAGAGACAUCAGCGCACCCUCGGAGCUUGGCUCCAUGACCCACUCGAAUCGGAACUCGAUGAUCUCCCAGUACGACGACAUGCCGCCGCGUCGCCUGGUACACAAGAGGACGAACAUCGGUGACAGGAGUGCGAGGUUUAGCACUGACUCUGAUGUCAGUUCUCAGCGCAUCAUGUCUCCGUCACUGUCGUUGCGAUCGAGGACUAUCGAUAGCUCGGCGCAUACACAAGCGCAUCAAGAAUCGCUGCGGAACGUGCUACAGCCUGCCGCAGACAUACUGAGUCGACACAGCACAGUAUCGCGAUCAGGUGGUAGUUACCACAAGCGAGUGAACUCUGCGCCCGAAGCCACGAGACGAACGCUAUCUUCAAAGCCAAGGAACUUUACAGAGAUCCUGCCAUCCGAAAGUCCACGGCCGAUUGAGAACCCCUCUAUACAACCGCCUAUAAUACGAGCUCCAUCACCGACGCUGUCCCCGAAGCCACGCAGGGCAUCGCCCACUUCACGAAAAGGUAGACGGCAGUCGCCAGCCGUUACUGAGGUGAAGUUACCGAAGGAUCUCGAGAAAACUCUAGCCGAUCUUCCUGACCAGGGCGUAGAUGGACCAGCCGAACGCGAUGUCUUCAUGGGCGCGAGCCAUCCUGUUGAAGAUGCUCGUGUGCCAUCUGCGCUGACAGACAGAGUUCGACGUUUGCUUGCGGCCCGUGAGACUGCAGAGGAAGCUACUCUUGUUGUUGACUCCAAUCAAAAUCCUGCUACAUCCGAAAACCUGGCGAAAUUCUCGCCGCUGAAAGAUAGUGAACCUCAAUUGCGUCAAGGCCCGCGCUCAUCAAGACCAGUCUCAUGGGGGAAGCGAGCAUCUCUACACCAAGAGAGCGCUUCCUUGUCUCCUGACAUGGCUGUCCGGCCCAUCUUGGACGAUCGUGUGUACACGGAAGAGAUAAAACGCCGGAGUCAGGCAUCACGACCUGACUCUGGAGACCACGGCCGCGUCAGUUUCGAUCGAUCCGCUUCGCGAUCUGCUUCGCGGACUGAAGAGCAUGCUAAUGCACGGCACCUGUACUCUCAAUCAACGCCUUUUUCCCAGUUCUCCGACACAGUUGAAGUCACCGAGGCGACUGCUGUGAGCAUCUACCCCCACAAUAACAACUCCCUGCUCGUUGUGCAGCAAUCGCGUGGAAACUCCCUGUUGCCAGAGCAGCGUCAGCUGACCGACAACACAUAUCUCACACCGCAGGACGACCGAGAGGUGCGGAAAUCACCCACUCCACCGUUUGUCGAUGCAGACGAAGCACCUCAAGAGGCUCGUGAAGAGUUUGAUGAGCCAUACCCCCAACCAACUCUUACCUUUGAGCCCUCAACCCCUCCGAUGCAGUCUGACCUGCCCCAGCCUGAUGGUGUAGACUCGCCUCUUGAGAACCCCCGAGACCCACCAGAGCCGCCCAAAAUCAAUUUCAUUCCUCCCACUCCCAUGGAAGAACUUGAGAAGGAACUGGUACCCGGGCCACCAGGACCACCUGAACGAUCCGAUUCUCACCCCCAACGCCGAUUAUCUGUUCUGCAACGAGCUCGUCGGUACUCUGACAAUCUCAUCACACCGCUCUUCGCUCGUGCUUCAAAUAACCGAACCCGGUUCGACAACGACUCUCACCGGCACACUCACCGCAAUCCCUCGGUUCCCAGUGUCAAUGACGAAGACGGCACUCUUCAUCCUUUCUGGCGCCCACGCGGAUUCUGGGACGGCUUUGAAGAUGGUGAUUCAGAGAGCGACGGGGAAGAAGGUCUGCCCCAGGGCGGCGACACCAGCGACAUUGAAGACCCAGAGCCAGAACCACCACGACCUCGACGUGCCAGCACUCUCGGCAACAAGCUGAAAGGUGGUUUCCGUGGCUCAGGCGGCUUCCUCAUCGGCAACUCUCUCGGUGUCGAACGUGCCGGCACGAACAAACGCCGUCAUCACGUCACCCUCCCCCCGCACUUCCGGACUCCUCGCACAGCAGGCCACUUGGCGUCACCCAAGGUCGUCAUACAAGCACCCACACAACCUCUGGGGCGCCAUGGCGGUGGCGGUAUCACCAAGCGUCGUUCCAGCCACGACCUCCGUCGCAGCGCUUCCAUGCCAGACAACAUGUCAACUGUCUCCGUUGAGUACGAACAGUCCCGUCGAGGCCGCGGCUCCUGGCGUCAAGGAAAGAGUCUUCCAGGCUUGAAGAAAUACCACGUCCAGUACAUUGGCAUAUCCGGUGUCAAGGAGAGGCUGAGGGAACGACGCACAGAGAAGAGGCGAGAGAAGAUUAGACGUAGUAUCGGAAGUAGAUAUUACGUCGACCCUGUGGCCCCUGGAUCUGCGUUUUCGCAGUAG